Molecule: messenger RNA, 621 nt
Organism: Rhipicephalus sanguineus (brown dog tick)
Lineage: Eukaryota; Metazoa; Arthropoda; Arachnida; Ixodida; Ixodidae
Product: gamma-glutamylaminecyclotransferase-like
Exons: 2
Coding region: 1-492 (163 amino acids)
Molecular function (GO): gamma-glutamylaminecyclotransferase activity
Source: RefSeq, a predicted model, not a curated record
AUGCGCAAAUGUGCACGAAGAACGUCCUUCGAUUUUGCCUUCGUGUGUCAAAGGCGAUGCCUUCUCGUCCCAGCCGCGCUCGCCCAGGACACGCACAGCGUUUUCGUGUACGGAACACUGAAGAUUGGCGAGUCGCACCACUUCUUCCUGGAGGACCCUGAAAACGGAAGGGCGACCCUGCUCGGAAAUGCCGAAACUAUCGACGAGUGGCCCCUCGUCGUUGUGCCAUCUUCCGGCAUACCGUACCUGAUUCCCGCAAAGGGCGAAGGAUACAGAGUAAUGGGCGAAGUCUACACGGUUGACGACGACAUGUUGGCAAAGUUGGACGAGAUCGAAUCUGUCCCCGACCGUUACUACCGCGAGGAGUUGGAUGUUCAGCUGCUAGAUCAACCUGACGACAGCGAGGGGCCCUUCAAGGCGUGGAACUACUUUGCGACGCACUAUGAAGAAAUGCUGCAGUUGCCUUACAUAUCCAACUUUACGACGAAUUGAGGCCUUGCGAGUUCAGAAUAUGUGCUGCGAUGUGACACGUGUAUGGAUGUUUCCGGGUGGUUCUUUAGCGCCGUAGUAAUGACUCUGCAGGAGAAAGGAUGUUUUCGUUUUUUCUUGUGGCAAUAGAAA